Orbilia oligospora ATCC 24927 is the source of this 1140-nucleotide messenger RNA. RefSeq lists its product as uncharacterized. The coding region runs from base 1 to 1140 and encodes 379 amino acids. The record is from RefSeq and is a predicted model, not a curated record. The transcript has 2 exons. NCBI's taxonomy places the organism in Eukaryota, Fungi, Ascomycota, Orbiliomycetes, Orbiliales, Orbiliaceae.
AUGGCUCAAGUACUUUCUCCUAUCCCUUCCGUCUCUACAACCAACGGCAUGCGAACCGAAAACCGUUCCCUCUCCAUCGAUAUCGCGACAGCAUUCUCCCCUGUCGACGAAAGAGGUGCCUUCAUGCACGACAAAAUCUUCAAAGAAGGUUGGUUGCAUCAAAGGACGCGAAAGACAAAGAACUGGAAACGCCGUUGGUACGUGCUCAGGGGAUCAGCUAUUAGCAUCUACAAAGACGACAAUGAAAAGAAACUGCACCGCCAGAUUCAACUCAGCGACCUCACAGCAUGUGCUCCACUCAAAAACGACAAACGUCCUCACAUAUUUGGUUUAUUUUCACCUACCAGAAACUUCCAUUUGCAAGCUUCAAGCGAUGUAGAAAUGAACGAAUGGGUCAAACUAGUUCGUGAAAUGACGGCAUUGGAGGAAUCAGAUGAGCCGUUGGUUAUGAGCCCGAUCUCAGAGUCACAUCCGAUCAUAAUCCCCAGAAGGGCUUCACAACCUCUCGGUCCAUCGAGUCCUACCGCUAGACCACAAGAUGGCCAUGUUGGUUCAUUUACCCUCGACUAUUCUGGUGCCUCCAUGUCAUCAACCUCUGAACUCGGUGGAGUAAUAUCGCAGACAUCACUUGCAAUUCCCACAGGUGAACCCAGUACGUCUGCAUUGAGACCAACAUCACCACCAACAACUGCUGCCAGCGGUGCAACUGGAGCCUCAAUGGUUUCCCCUAUCUCAACAAAUGACCAUCAAAACGCCCCGUCAACAACCGGCUUCAAACGCCAAGAAUCGGAACUUUCCAACUUAGAAGGACAAUUAAAUGAAUCUAGGGUUGUCUGGCACGGGUAUCUGUACGUCCUAAAAUCCAAGUCGGGAAUUCGACAAUGGAAGAAAAUAUGGGUUGUCCUUCGACCGCGAAAUAUCACAUUCUAUAAAAACGAUGACGAAUACCGAGCCCUCAAGUUGAUCCCUCUCGAGACAGUUGUCGAUGCUGUCGAAAUUGACCCGGUUUCGAAAAGCAAGAAACACUGCAUGCAAUUGAUAUUAGAAAAUAAAUCAUAUCGAUUUGCUGCUGGAAACGACGAGGGUCUCACAAAGUGGCUCGGCGCAAUUAAGAGUACACUUUCAAAGAGCCGGCGGUAA